Messenger RNA from Rhodamnia argentea, 1103 nucleotides. RefSeq names its product non-specific lipid transfer protein GPI-anchored 6-like. Lineage: Eukaryota; Viridiplantae; Streptophyta; Magnoliopsida; Myrtales; Myrtaceae. The record is from RefSeq and is a predicted model, not a curated record. The transcript has 3 exons. The coding region runs from base 182 to 808 and encodes 208 amino acids.
CUUAAGUGAAUAUUUCAGAUGGGUCGUUUUCCUCCAUUACUGCACACGGCCAGGUGGGCAAAAACCGUCCUCUUGUCAGGCAUUCACAGUUAGUUCUACUCCUCCUACAUUUAUUUCGACUGCCCACCUCAUCCUCCAAGCUUCGGACUUGCAAGAGUCACACUUGAGGAGAAGCCAGGCAAUGUAUAAGGAGAAGACAUCUCUAGCCUCCUCGAUGGAAUCAAGAAACAUGGGUAUUGCAGUCCCGUUAGGCAUGCUGAUGCUGAUGCUGUUGCUCGGCUUGUCGAGUUCAGACUCGGCCCAGGACAGAGCAGAGUGUACUGAUCAACUGGUGGGUCUCGCCACGUGCCUUCCUUACGUCGGCGGUGACGCGGCAGCUCCAACACCAGAUUGUUGCUCUGGGAUGAGACUGGUCCUCCGAAAGAGCUUGAAAUGCCUUUGCAUUCUUGUCAAGGACAGGAACGAUCCCAGUCUUGGGCUCAAGGUCAACACCACCCUUGCACUCAGCCUUCCCGCCUCUUGCCAUGCGCCUGUCAACGUUUCUCAGUGCACUGAACUUCUGCACCUCGCUCCGAACUCUACAGAUGCUGAGGUGUUUGACGGAUUUGAGAAAAGCCUUGAGAAGAGAAAUAGCACCUCUCUCUCUAAUGAGGGGAAUUCCACUGAUGGUACGGCAGGAUCAAGCGCUCAAAUAAAGAGUAAUAGCAGUGAGAGAUCAAGAAAACCGUGGUUGGCCACCUCAACUGUUGUUUCCAUAGUUCUUCUUCAGACCUUCGCCGGACUUCAUCUUCGCUUCAUAUCCAUGUAGAAGAGUUAGUGGCUUGACAUAAUUCAGCAAACCACAGUGAUGCAGGUCUAUCAAACUUGCACUCUGCCUGAUGUAUCUCCCUUGUAAAUGUCCGACUCAGAGUCUUCCGGUGAGCGGCCAAGCUUCAAGCACCGACCUAAGAUAUAGGUAAGGUACAAUAUGGUCAAGUUACAAUAUGAUCAUCGAUAUGGACACGACGAAGUCAAUGGCUUAGAUAAGUUUGCUAGAACUUGCUUGGUAGACUCUUCUUUGCCUUCUAAAUAUGACCACUACAUAUGAAGUUGUUCGAUUGACC